AUGGCGCCGACGAUCCACGAGUUGGCCGAGCAGCUCGCUAGCCAGGAGUCGAACGUUGUGAAGAAAAACUUGAAAGAUGAAAUUGAAUCAAUUUUGCAUGCACGCAUUAUGGUUUUGGAUGGAGGUAUGGGGACCAUGAUUCAGCAGUGUGCCUUGACGGAAGAGGAAUUUCGAGGUCAAGAAUUUAAGGAUCAUACAAAAUCAUUAAAGGGAAACAAUGACAUAUUGAGUAUAACUCAGCCUGAUAUUAUCUACAAAAUUCACAAGGAGUACUUGCUGUCUGGUGCUGAUAUCAUUGAAACCAACACCUUCAGUAGCACUAGAAUAGCACAAGCAGACUAUGGCCUUGAACAUCUGGCUUAUCAGUUGAAUAAAGCAUCGGCACAGGUAGCUCGGAAAGCGGCGGAUGAUAUCACUGCUGAGACAGGAUAUAAAAGAUAUGUUGCUGGGGCAAUGGGUCCCACAAACAAGACUCUUUCUGUCUCUCCUUCAGUGGAAAGGCCAGAUUACAGGAAUGUCACUUUUGAUGAACUGGUGGAAGCCUACACAGAGCAAGCCAGAGGACUUCUAGAUGGAGGAGUAGAUAUCAUGCUAGUUGAAACCAUAUUUGAUACAGCCAAUGCCAAGGCAGCUCUCUUUGCUCUUCAAAAAUUAUUUGAGGAAGAGUAUGAACCCAGAGCAUUGUUUGUUUCAGGGACCAUUGUUGAUAGAAGUGGACGUACUUUGUCUGGUCAGACUGGAGAAGCAUUUGUCAUCAGUAUAUCUCACAGUGACCCAUUAUGCAUUGGAUUAAACUGUGCUUUGGGGGCUAUGGAAAUGAGGCCCUUCAUUGAAACUAUUGGGAAGUGUACAACUGCCUACAUCAUUUGUUAUCCUAAUGCAGGUCUUCCUAACACUUUCGGUGGUUAUGAUGAAACACCUGAAGUGACUGCCAAGCACCUUAAGAAUUUUGCCCUAGAUGGUUUGGUGAACAUAGUUGGUGGCUGCUGUGGGACCACUCCAGCACACAUCCGGGCAAUUGCUGAAGCAGUAAAAUCAUGCAAGCCUCGCCUCCCCGCCUCCUCUGUUUCAGAAGGCUACAUGUUGCUGUCGGGACUGGAACCCUUCAGGAUCGGGCAAUACACCAAUUUUGUUAACAUUGGUGAACGUUGCAAUGUUGCAGGAUCGAAGAGGUUUGCCAAACUCAUCAUGUCAGGCAAAUAUGAAGAGGCACUGAGUGUAGCUAAGGGCCAAGUGGAGAUGGGAGCUCAGAUUUUGGAUAUCAAUAUGGAUGAUGGAAUGCUAGAUGGGCCAUGUGCUAUGGCUAGAUUCUGCAACUUCAUCGCUUCAGAACCAGACAUUGCCAAGGUGCCACUCUGUAUUGACUCUUCAAAUUUCUCAGUAAUAGAGGCUGGUUUGAAGUCUUGUCAAGGCAAAUGCAUAGUGAACAGCAUCAGUCUGAAGGAAGGUGAAGAUGACUUCUUGACAAAAGCUAAAAUAAUAAGGAGAUAUGGAGCAGCUGUGGUGGUUAUGGCCUUUGAUGAAGUGGGUCAGGCCACGGGAGCACAAGAAAAAGUUUCCAUCUGCACCAGGGCGUACCACCUCCUGGUGGACAAAGUGGGCUUUAAUCCCAAUGAUAUCAUUUUUGAUCCCAACAUUCUGACCAUAGGUACUGGAAUGGAAGAACAUAAUUUGUAUGCGAUUAACUUUAUCAAUGCAACUAAAAUCAUAAAAAAAACUCUACCUGGAGCCAGAAUAAGUGGAGGCCUUUCCAAUCUGUCUUUUGCCUUCCGCGGAAUGGAAGCUAUUCGUGAAGCAAUGCAUGGAGUUUUCCUUUACUAUGCAAUUAAGUCUGGAAUGGACAUGGGGAUUGUGAAUGCAGGGAAUCUACCAGUGUAUGAUGAUAUCCAUAAGGACCUUUUGCAGCUGUGUGAAGAUUUGAUUUGGAAUAAAGACCCAGAUGCCACUGAAAAGCUUUUACACUAUGCUCAGACCCAUACUCAAGGAGGAAAGAAAAUGGUGCAAACUGAUGAAUGGAGACAUAGCUCUGUAGAAGAGAGGCUGGAGUAUGCCCUUGUCAAGGGGAUUGAGAAAUAUGUGGUUGAAGACACAGAGGAGGCUAGAUUAAAUAAAGAGAUGUAUCCCAGACCUCUGAAUAUAAUUGAAGGACCCCUGAUGAAUGGCAUGAAAACAGUUGGUGAACUUUUUGGGUCUGGCAAGAUGUUUCUUCCACAGGUGAUCAAGUCAGCUCGAGUUAUGAAGAAGGCUGUUGCUCAUCUCAUCCCCUUCAUGGAGAAGGAAAGAGAGGAAAUGAAAAUAUUGUCCAACAGCACAGAAGAAGAGGACCCGUACUAUGGCACUGUUGUCUUAGCUACCGUGAAAGGUGAUGUACAUGACAUUGGCAAGAACAUUGUGGGAGUUGUCCUGGGCUGUAACAAUUUCAGAGUCAUUGAUUUGGGAGUCAUGACACCAUGUGACAAGAUACUUAGCACAGCUCUUGAAAGCAAGGCAGAUAUCAUUGGUUUGUCUGGUCUCAUUACUCCCUCUUUGGAUGAGAUGAUUUUUGUUGCCAAGGAAAUGGAGCGAUUAGAAAUAAAGAUUCCAUUGCUGAUUGGAGGAGCAACCACUUCCAAAACACAUACAGCAGUAAAAAUUGCUCCACGAUACAGUGCUCCUGUCAUUCAUGUCCUGGAUGCAUCUAAGAGUGUGGUGGUGUGCUCUCAGCUUUUAGAUGAGAAUCUAAGGGAUGACUUCUUUGAAGAAAUACAAGAAGAAUACGAAGACAUUAGACAAGACCACUAUGACUCUCUUAAGGAAAGAAGAUAUUUAUCAUUAGAGCAAGCAAGGUGCAAAGGCUUCCAUUAUGGCUGGCUAACAGAACCUAAACCAGUUAAACCAAAGUUCCUUGGCACCAGAGUUUUUGAAGAUUAUGACUUGCAGAAGCUGGUAGAAUACAUUGACUGGAAGCCUUUUUUUGAUGUCUGGCAGCUUAGAGGCAAAUACCCCAACAGGGGCUUUCCUAAAAUCUUCAAUGAUAAAACAGUGGGGGAAGAGGCGAAAAAGCUCUAUAAUGAAGCUCAGAGCUUGCUGAACGAAUUGAUUGUACAAAAUAAAUUUAAAGCUAAAGGUUUGAUUGGAUUUUGGCCAGCACGAAGUGUUCAAGAUGAUAUUUAUAUAUAUGCCACAGAAGAGGACUUUUCAGAACCAAUUGCUAAGUUCUAUGGGUUAAGGCAGCAGGCAGAGAAAGACUCCUCUUCUACAGAUCCUUAUCAUUGCUUGUCUGACUUUGUAUCCCCACUGGACUCUUGUGUUGCUGAUUAUUUGGGCCUGUUUGCUGUGGCAUGCUUUGGAGUAGAUGAGCUGUGCAAAGAAUAUGAGAAGCAGUCCGAUGACUACAAUAUUAUAAUGGUGAAAGCACUGGGAGAUCGUUUAGCAGAGGCAUUUGCAGAGGAACUCCAUGAAAGGGUCCGGAAAGAAUUCUGGGCUUACUGUGAAAAUGAGCACCUGGCGUUUUCAGAUUUGCGUAGGAUUAGAUAUGAUGGAAUUCGCCCAGCUCCUGGGUAUCCUUGUCAACCUGAUCACACUGAGAAAAUCACUAUGUGGAAACUUGCAAACAUUGAGAAGGCAACAGGUAUUCAGCUCACUGAAUCCUUGGCGAUGCUACCAGCUUCAGCAGUCUCAGGUCUCUACUUUUCCAAUCCUGAAUCCAAAUACUUUGCUGUUGGGAAAAUAUUGAAAGAUCAGGUUGAAGAUUAUGCCUUAAGGAAAAGCAUGUCUGUGGCAGAGGCUGAAAAAUGGCUAGGACCCAUUCUUGGGUAUGAGCCAUAUUAACAGUAUGUGUAGGGUUGGGGUUUUGUGUGGUAUGAUCAAUUAGUGUUCCCUUGCCACUUUGUUUUGUCACAAUUUGGAUCAGCAGAGGAAUUCAAACAGGCUAACAUGUGGUAAACCAUUUCAUGCAUAUACACAUGUUCACAUAUGUUAACAUGAGCAAAUCUGUCAGUUUCUGUUUGAAAGGUACUUCUAGUUGGUUUUUGGAACCUAAUUUAAUUAGAUGUGUUUGCAUGUGUUAACAGAGAAUAGAGUCUUAUUUGAAUCUAUACAAUGCUGCACAGAGUCCAUAACCUGUUGUUAUUUUAUUGUGGAAAUAUUGUUACUAAGUUAAGUGCUGAGUUCUUUUUGUUAGUAGCGGUGAAAAUUAAGUCAAAUAUUUGCACAGAUAUGUCCCACUGACUGCGAAAUGUUAAUAUGUAUAGGAUACUGACCUUCACUUUGACUGUAUGUAUAGACUCAGAAAUUCAGUGUAGACAUGAAGUUCAGAAAUAAGUGCUUUCCUGAUUGCUUAACCUAAUUUAAUAUUGAGGGUUUUUAUUAUUAUAAGUGAUAUUUAAGUAUGAUUAAUAAAAUGAAAACAAAACAAUUUACCCUUUUAGGCCCAGAGAAAUCACAUUGUUCUCAGAAGUUUUGUAAUCUCUAUUUGUUAUAUAGUUACACUCACAGUUGGUUUAGCCUUCUGUUCUGUUACUACCAAAACAUGCCCAGUCUUUGUUUUUGUCAUAUGCUAUUAGUUACUAAAAUAUUAGGUCACAAAUAUUUGUCAUAUGCUAUUAGUUACCAAAAUAUUAGGUCAGAUAUGUUUGUGGGGAUAGGGUGUUUAGGACUGGGAUCAUAUAAACUUUCCCCACUUCCACAAUGAGGUCUGUCUGUUGAAAUCUCAGUGAGAUUUCUUUCCCUGUCAAAUUGCUUUUAAAAAAGAAAAUUCUUCAUGCCUGUUUGGAUUUUUCCAAAUCAGCCAAUGUUUACUCUGGUAUUGUUAGUUUAAGAAUUUGAAUGAGUAGUGCUACAUUAUUAGGAUGUUUUAGUUUGCAGUUUGCACUUAGUGUUCCUUCCUCAAAGAGGUAUCUAAUUGAUGAAUUGUCUCUACUUAGUGCUAUAAUAAAAUUAAAGUAAAUAAAUUUACAUUUCUUUAGCUUUAAAGCAUCUAAUUUUAUUAAUACGGGCAGAUUUCUGUGUAAAGACCCCUAGAUUAGGGCUGAGCACAGAAGAAAAGGUUUAAAAUGGGGACUAAAUUUGAUCUUCUUGAUUGUCAUUAAUCAUUAAGACAUUAAGAUGAACUGUCAUUAACUAUUGCUAUAGUCCUUUCCUUAUAAGUGGACUUGCAGCUAUUUGUCCAUGAUAGUCCAAGGUUGCCAAUCAGCAUAUGUUAAACUGACCAGAAAAAUGUACUCAGUGCUACACGUUGGAGAGCUUAAUAAGAGUGCUUUCAGCAUGACAUCAGCAUCAUGGGAACUGCUGCACUGUUCCGUCUUCCCCUGUCAUUUCAGUAACAUAAGAAGCCUAACCCAGCAUGGAGGGAUUUCCCUACAUGGCUCCUUCCCCUAUGGGGUGUCCCUGUUUCCAGGAGAGACAAUGCUUGUAUAGGGAAGAGCUUUCUUUUGGACUUUUCCUCAUGGUCUUGGGCUUCUGAUGUUAUGAAAACCACUUGGGUAAAAUAAGAAUGGACUCAGAAAAGCAAUCUCUGAUCCCUUUAUCACAUAGUUGUCUAUAAUAUGAUUCAGGGCAUCCGAGGUCCAGAAAAGAUGUAGGGUCAUGAUAGGGUCUACAUGUAUGGAGAAGAAACAGAAAACCUUUCAAAACAUGGUUCUAUUUGGCCAAGAGACUCCGUGGAUAAAAUGUCAGCAGUAUUACACAAGCCGCAUCUAUAAACUGUGAAUGGAAAAUUUGCUUCUUGCUUUCUAAUUGUCUACUCAGGAACAGAAAAAACAGACUGUCUCAGUAGGCCAGAAAGUGGCCUUAAGAUACUUUUGUUUUUGUAGAGCAGCCUGCCAACAACUGAUGUUGAUAAAACAAGAACUUUGAUAAUUAAAUUGUUAAAAGUAUGUGCUUUGGGCAUGAUGAAAAUGGAAUAUUUCAAUAGGUGACAAUGUACAUAUAUUUGUAAUACAAAUGCUUCUAAAUUGCUGCCAUAUCUCCCCUGGAAGACUCUCUUCUGAAGAGGAGGACUACCUCUGGGUCAAUAGACAGAGAAGACUCGUCUUUGGCCCAAGAGCCUUCCUCCCCUGGGGAAGUGCACACUACAGCUGGCCCGGCAUCAGCAGCAGAGCCAAGACGUUCCAACAGCCAUUCAGCAUUCCUCCCCUACAUCAGGACAGUUUGCAUUUAGAGCUGGAGAUGGGAUCCCUUCCCAACUCUCUAGAUAGAUGGAAGCUUAAGAGGAAGUUCCAGACAGUCUCAAGCCAAGGACCCAGCAGAGUAAAGCACUCCCCACAGGAGCAAGGUGUUGAUGCAGCUGUGUACGUCAAGGUAUGGCUCGGCCAAACUGGCAUAAAAGACUUGCUUUGGAGGAGAACUGAAAUUGGAAAACAGCAUGCAACUGAAACAUGUUUGCUUGGCAAUCUGAGACCUUGGGCUCCCGCUUAUUGACUAGGCUACUGCUUAUUCCACUCAACAACAGAAUUAUGGUACUGACUGUGGCCCUCUCAUGGUAAAUUCUUCUUUGCAUAUCUCAGCUCUUCAUUUAUUUCCUCCUAGUAGCGCACCUAAGAUUGAUGAACUUUCGUUCUUUGCUAUCGCUCUCUGAACCAGGACACUGACAAAAUGCUUUGUAUAACUACUUAAUAUUGAGAUGGAGUUUUAAUUUAUCAUUAAAAUAUUG
Messenger RNA from Varanus komodoensis (Komodo dragon), 6631 nucleotides. RefSeq names its product 5-methyltetrahydrofolate-homocysteine methyltransferase (gene MTR). Gene Ontology annotation, biological process: pteridine-containing compound metabolic process. Gene Ontology annotation, molecular function: cobalamin binding; zinc ion binding; methionine synthase activity. The record is from RefSeq and is a predicted model, not a curated record. Bases 1 to 3810 code for a protein of 1269 amino acids. The transcript has 33 exons. Lineage: Eukaryota; Metazoa; Chordata; Lepidosauria; Squamata; Varanidae.